CCUCCUUUGAAAUCUUCAGCUCACCUUUCCUGCUGGUUGAUUGUUGGGAGCCGGCUUAUUUCGUCUUUUCUAAGCUCCGCUUUAUCCUGGUCCCGGGGUCUGGCGGCCAGACCGGAAUAAAGCCGAUCCCUCGAUCCCAGACCAGUGUUUGCUCUGUCUUGCCCUCGCCCCCGGCCCCUCGGGGCGUCGUUGCUGGACCACCCUCGCGGAUCGUCCCGGGCUCGGUGCGAGCCCCAGUCUUUCCUGCCGGGACCAUGACGCUCGCGGCAGAAAUAGGUUCCAUGGAAAUGCUCUCCUUCCUUGUAGGGUUCUUGGGGCUGACGUGCUGGGUACUGAGGUCGGUCGUGGGACGGUGCUACGGCCGCCACGCCAGCGCCCGCUUCGGCCUGACUCUGCCGGGGAAGCUGGCGUGGGCCGUGCAGGAGCUGCCGUGCUUGCUGGUGCCCCUCUACGUGGUCACCUGCACCCCGGCCCAGCGCCUCAGCCACUGGCCCAAUCUCAUCCUCCUGGCCAUCUUCAUCAUCCACUACUUGCAAAGGUCAUUAAUUUUCCCUUUUCUGAUUCGUGGAGGAAAGCCAGUACCAAUCCUCGUAUUCUUGUCGGCAUUCAUGUUCUGUACGCUUAAUGGAUACUUACAAAGCCAAUAUUUGAGUAAUUAUGCAGUAUACUCUGAAAACUGGGUAAAAGAUCCCCGUUUUAUCACAGGUUGUGCCAUGUGGCUGUUAGGAAUGUUAAUAAAUAUCUAUUCUGAUAAUAUCCUAAGAAACUUGAGAAAACCAGGAGAGACUGGGUACAAAAUACCAAGAGGAGGCUUGUUUGAAUAUGUUACUGCAGCCAAUUUCUCUGGAGAGGUGAUAGAAUGGUAUGGAUAUGCUCUUGCAAGUUGGUCCUUUGAAGGCAUUGCAUUUGCACUAUUUACAACUUGUGUUUUAAGUGCCAGAGCGCAACAGCAUCACAGGUGGUACCUGGAGAAAUUUGAAGACUAUCCAAAGUUUAGGAAAGUCAUAAUUCCAUUUUUAUAUUAAGCACAUCAUCAGUAAAAUUUUCUCCUAUCUUCAGCUUCAAGAGUUUAGAUAAUUUUCUCUGGGGAAUAUCGUGCUGUAAAAAAUGAGGAAAUAAAUUAAUUCAAAGAGUCAUGGCAGUAUUUGUAUAAACUGAAGUAGAGUGAGGUGACUAGGACCAGAAGGAAAAUUGAUACUAUAACAUCAAUUUUAUAAAAAUGAACAAUUCUGAAGACUUGUCUAACCUGAUGAAGAUUAAAUGAGGCAAACCUGGAGAACAAUUUGUGCAAUAACAAUACCACUAUACAAACAAGCAUCUUUGAAAACUAUAAGAACUGCAAUCAAUGAAAUGGCUUCCAGAAUUUCAGAGGACUGAUAAUGAAGCUUGCUAUCUACAUCCUGAUAGAGAAAUAAUACAUUUAGGAUGAAGAAUGAGAUGUGUAUUUUUUAAAAAUAGCUAAUGAGGAAAUUUGUUUGACUAUACAUAUUUGUUAAAAAAGGAAUUUG
Molecule: messenger RNA, 1508 nt
Organism: Vombatus ursinus (common wombat)
Lineage: Eukaryota; Metazoa; Chordata; Mammalia; Diprotodontia; Vombatidae
Gene: SRD5A1
Product: steroid 5 alpha-reductase 1
Exons: 5
Coding region: 255-1025 (256 amino acids)
Biological process (GO): steroid biosynthetic process
Cellular component (GO): membrane
Molecular function (GO): 3-oxo-5-alpha-steroid 4-dehydrogenase activity
Source: RefSeq, a predicted model, not a curated record